This is a messenger RNA of Nannizzia gypsea CBS 118893, 2604 nucleotides long. RefSeq lists its product as hypothetical. The record is from RefSeq and is a predicted model, not a curated record. Lineage: Eukaryota; Fungi; Ascomycota; Eurotiomycetes; Onygenales; Arthrodermataceae. The transcript is spliced from 2 exons. Gene Ontology annotation, biological process: tRNA 5'-leader removal. Bases 1 to 2604 code for a protein of 867 amino acids. Gene Ontology annotation, cellular component: nucleolar ribonuclease P complex; ribonuclease MRP complex.
AUGGCCUCAAACGGACCCAACAAGCGCAAAGGCGUAUGGGAUCCCUCUUCGUCUCUCAAUCGUAAGCGAGUGAAGAUACAUGAUGCUCGCACUCUGGCUGUACAGAGCUCUGACGCAGCUCUGUCGAAAACCGGGGAGCUCAAUGUUGCGGCCUUCGUCGCUGCUCGACAGUUCGAAAUCCGUGCUCUAGAGGCUGGGAUCAGAAAGUCCAAAAAUGCAGCUACGACACGCGCCUUUCAGCAGGUACCUAAGAGUCUCAGGCGGAGAACUGCGAGUCACAAUGUGAAGCGUGUACCCCGGCGACUACGAGCUCGAGCGAAACGGGAGAUGAUAGAAGAUAACACCCCGACUGUCACGGCACGACGAAGGAAACCGACUGAGUUGAUGAGACUCAGACUCGAAAGCGCCAGGCGGCUCCAGGGUCUUAACGCUCGCUCAAAAGCAAAAAGGCAAGCUGCAGCAAAGGCCAAACUGGCAGAAUCUCCCCAUUAUGCUGGUCAUGAUGCCGAAGUUGCCCCUAGAAUUCCAAAGAUAAAAAAGAACAAACUCUCCCACCCUCAGAAGCCGGCAUCGAAAUUCAGAAAGCGCCAGAUUUGCAAGACAUGGCUGCCAACUCAUAUGUUUCAUGCAAAACGGGCACAUCUUACAGCACCAAAAGCCCCGCUAUGGAGAUUUGCGAUUCCAUUGACACCUACGGAGAAAUGCUAUCGGUCAACCCACCGUGCCAGCGGGGCAAGGGGUGCAAUUGCUUGGGACAUGAGCUACAUGUCUACAAUUAGCCUCGAAGGAACAUAUGCCAGUCUAGAGAAUCUUUUACGAGCACUAAGUGUGAAUGGGCAGAACGCAUGGGGAAGUAAUGGGCGCAAAUGGAGGAACGGAACUCGAAGUUUACACGCCUGGGUCUGUGAAAGGGAUGGGCAAAAACGCCCCAUUGCUCCUGUUCACUUGAUCUGGUGUCCAGUCAAACAAGAUGAAGAUAUAGAAAUGGCAGAUGCUGACUCUGUGCCAAAGAGACAGCUAAACUCAAAGGAGCCAAGACGGCGCAUGUUCCUCAGAGUCCACCCAUCUGCUUUCUUGCAGCUGUGGGAGCAGCUCUUAAACUUAGCCAAAAUCCAGAAACCUCAAGUUAUGGUUGAGGACCUCCGGUUCGAAAUAGGGAGUAUAGAAAUAUCAGGGCCCGGUGCUACGGAGGCCUUGCUAGGUGCACUGAACCCUACUCUGCCCAAUGGUGUGGACGUGUGGCCAGAAGGCUCACCUGAAUUAACAUGGCAGUCUCUGGCUGGGUUAACAAAUUCAGCAUCGUUACCUCAGAAUGCGCUUCUUUCAUUUAACAUCACCGACCCGCGUCUCCGUUUCCCACCCAAAACUAUCAAAAUACCAAAGACUGCUGAAAGUCAUACUAAGUUGAUGGAAACAUUGGCUUCAUGGAAGCCAGACUCAACUCAAAACUCGCCCACAGAUCUGUUUUCUCAACCUGCCAGACGCAAAGCAUGUUGGCAACUAUCAUCUCAAAAAGCGAUAAAUAGGAGGAAAUCCCAAGCUGGUCCAGGAGAGAACGUUCCUCCGGAACCAACUGAUCCAAAUAUUCCCAUAAUACUUCUUUCCACUCACAAUACCUCAAAGAACUCUAACUCUCAAGGUUCAUGGACAGUUCUGCUACCAUGGAAGUGCGUCACACCAGUGUGGUAUUACCUACUCUACUACCCCCUCUCAUGUGGAGGAAAUCCGCGGUUUGGCGGAAUCCAGGAGCAGCAACAGCUUGCAUUUGAGUCGAAGAAGCCGUGGUUUCCAGGUGACUUCCCCGGGACCAAAGCUGGAUGGGAAUGGGAAAUCCGCGAACGGAAGAGAGCGAAGGAAGCCUGGGAGAGUAAGCCGAAAGCAAAGCGGACUGAAUAUAACAGUGUCAAUCUUGGGCCAGGGGAAAAAGGGGAAAUUGGUCAAGGUUGGGCUUGCGACUGGGAACGUUUGCUUUCAGGGCCCACUUCAUUAGCCACUGGUAAUGAAGUUAAACCGGUUGAGAGCAAUAAUCAAUCUGAUGGCCCCGAAACGGCUGAGGCGGCUGUGACUAUUCCUCCAAACCUCAGCCAGCUUGAUCCUUUGAUUGCCGCUGAGAUUAUAUUCAGCAAGGUAGAAUCAAUUCAGCUUCCUGCCUCAAUGGAAUCUCUCCUUGAGAAGCCCACUCUUGCAACUGUUGCGAUAACUCUCUUUAAUCGAGGUACUCCUGUGCGGCGUUCUCGAAUAUACCGCCUCCCAACCUCGGAUCUAUAUCUUCGAUCAAAGUGGCUUUCUCUCUUAGACCAGUUAAAGCAGCCCUCAAAGAAGGCAAAGAACAGCUCUAAGGAAUCUGUGCAUUUACCAAUUCCACAGGAAGAGGACCUACUGGGCUUCGUGACCUCAGGCAAUUUUAACCUUGCUGCGGGAAAGGGAACGGGGAUUGGUGCGAUACUGGUCAAUAAGAUAUGUCCUCACAAGCACCCGGAUGAGCCCAGUGCCGCUUCAGCCAGAAAAGGCAGCCACCAAGUGGAAAAUAAACUCAUAAAGGUAUGUAUCGUGAGAGCUGCUGGAGAACGUGUUGGAAGACUAGGGUGGUGGGAAAUUACUUGA